AUGAAAUCUGAAUAUAAAGUAAAAAAUGAUCAAACAAUAUCUUUACCAUCAAUUGCUAUCAUGUUUCAUGUUUAUAAUUUGGCACAAAGUAGACCAGUGAUGACUGAUGAAAAUGCGGUUGAAUAUUUGGAAAGAUUACAAAAAGUUCUAAAAGUUUUUGAUCAUGCGCUUUAUGUGGAAUUAUGGGUUGCUGCUUUAACCGGUCUAGCUGAACAACGAAAUAAUAAACAUUCACCUAAUCAUAUUUUAUUAUGGACAAGUUUUGUUUUGGUCAAACUUCCUGCUUUAAUAGAAAAAUUGGAGGAAAGAAAAAAAUUGAAAAUAUUAGAAAAAGAAAUUUUAUAUGAAGAAAUCAAAUAUAAUCGACAUGAAUGUGUGAUUAAUCAAUUAUUUGGAUAUCGAGGAUUAAUUAGUGCUUGUAAUCAACGCGUAGAGGGAAUUGUAGAUGGUAUUUUUCAAUCUGGUGAUGCUGAUAUUUCAGUUGAUAUCUUGCAAGUAUGUCUAAAACGUAAAUUUGUAAGAAAAGAAUUUGUAUUAAGAUUGUUCGAAGAUCGAUCUACAGAAUUGGAAUGGGGCGAUGAAAAUGUUAUGGUGGAUACUGCUGCUGCUACAGCCAACACAUUAGAACUGCCCAGUAAUGGCAUGAUUGAUUACUUAAUUUCAACUGCCCAAACAGGUUUUUUACAUCAAGAAUCUAGAGUAGAGACAAUAUUAACAAUUCUUUGUCGGUCACUUCUUGAAAAUCCUAGACUUCUUGAUAUAAUUCAUUUAUAUAGACAUCCAUAUGAUUUUCUGGGACCAAUAGAAAGGUUAUGUAAUGAUUGGAAAAAAGAAAAUACAAACGAUAACUCAUAUAAACAGGAUUACGAGAAUUUUGGGAUUAUCUUUAUAUUAUUAGUUACCACGAUAGAAAGAUAUGAGUUUCAUAAAAAUAUUAAAGGUGUAUUACAUGAUGAACUUGGAUUUUGUCAUACAUGGCUUCUUCGUUCAUCUGUCACAUAUGAAUUAAGACUGUUAAAUCAUUCAAAAGCUACUACUGUAAAACAAUGGACAAAUGCAAUGAUAAAUGAUCAAAAUAUUUCUGAGAAUUUGAUAAGAACAACUAAUCCAAGAGCUUUAAUUGAAUUGUUACCAACAAUAUUUAAGCAAACACUUGCUGAAAUCAGUUCCAAUAAUGGUGAAACUACAACUAUAACUGAUGAUGAUGCUAUGGAUAUUUCCUCAACUAAUACAACGACUGUUACUAUUGAUACUUUAAUACCUAUAUUCAAAAAUUUUUUAAGACCUCAUUUAUCAUAUGCAUUUAUUGGUGUAGUUCAAUGGUUAUGUGAUGAUAUUUUCUUUUCAGUAAACUCACAAAAUUCGAUGAAACUUUUAAAAGCCUUAAUUUUAGAUGACAAUUUUCCAAAAAAAAUAUUAAAAUUAAUAGAACCAAAAAUCAUCGCAUUAAUCAAUUAUAUAAAUGAUAUUAAUAAUAAUAUCAAUAAUAUUGCGAGAAAGUCUACAAAACAUCCUACAGAAACAUUAUUUCCAAGAUUUCUUAUUGUAUUUGAAUCAGUUGUCCGUGGUGGCAGGCAACAUAAAAAAACCUUGGGAAGCUUUAAAUAUGAUUAUGAUUAUGAUUCAAAAAUAUUUGAAAUGUCGACAAAUUUAGAAUGGUGGGGACCUCAUCAUUUAGAUAUUGGGUUGUUUAGAGCUUGUUUAGAAAAUAUUGGUCCAAAGAUAUUUGUAGAUUCAAUAAUUGAAGGUGUGUUGGUAGCAAGUCUAAGUGGAAUGGGCUCACGUGCAGCUGAAUUAGGAGCGUCAUUAUUAACACAACCAUUAUGUUAUACGUGGAAUAAACAAUUACAGUCAACAAAUCUUUUGCACAUAUUUUUUACAAAAGUAUUGUCCAAUGUGCUAAUAAUAAUGGCCGAAGGACUCCGUUUUGAUGGACGUACAGUUAUUGUAACAGGAGCUGGUGGUGGUUUGGGGCGUGCUUAUGCACUUGCUUUUGCGUCACGUGGUGCCAAUGUUGUGGUAAAUGAUCUUGGUGUUUCCAGAGGUGGCGAUGGAUCUUCUACAGCAGCUGCAGAUAAGGUGGUUGAUGAAAUUGUUAGCAUUGGUGGUAAAGCGGUUGCAAAUUAUAAUUCAGUAGAAGACGGUGAUAAAAUUGUGGAAACUGCACUAAAAGCAUUUGGUCGUGUUGAUAUUGUAAUAAACAAUGCAGGGAUUCUUCGUGAUAAAUCAUUUGCACGAAUGAAUGAUUCAGACUGGGAUCUUGUUCAAGCAAUCCAUGUUCGCGGCUCAUAUAAAGUAACCAAAGCAGCUUGGGAUGUUUUCCGGAAACAAAAAUUUGGAAGAAUCAUAAAUACUGCCUCAGCCGCAGGUAUUUAUGGAAACUUCGGUCAAGCCAAUUAUAGUUCAGCCAAACUUGGAUUGGUCAGUUUUACUUCAACACUUGCUAAGGAGGGUGAAAAAUCAAAUAUUCAUGCAAAUUGUAUUGCACCAAUUGCGGCAUCAAGAAUGACCGAGACAGUAAUGCCACCAGAUGUCCUUGCAUCUCUCAAACCUGAUUAUAUUGCUCCAUUAGUUUUAUAUUUGUGUCAUGAAUCAACUCAAGAAAAUGGAAGUUUAUUUGAACUUGGUGCUGGCUUUGUAGCUAAAUUGAGGUGGCAACGAUCAAAAGGCGCUAUUUUCAAAACUGAUGAAACAUUCUUACCUGGCACUGUACUGGCAAAAUGGCCUGAAGUCACAGAUUUUUCAGAACCUGACUACCCUACCUCGCCAAGUGAUAAAGAUUAUUAUAGUUUGCUGGAGAUAGCAAAAAAAUUGCCCUCUAAUCCUAAAUCAGAAGAUCUAAAACUUGAUGGCAAGGUUGCUGUUGUUACUGGAGCAGGAGGUGGGCUAGGUCGUGCAUAUGCUAUUUUGUUGGGCAAACUUGGUGCAUCAGUUGUAGUUAAUGACAUUGGAGUUAGCACACAUGGCCAAGGAACUUCUAAUAAAGCUGCAGACAAAGUAGUUCAAGAGAUUAUAAAUGCAGGUGGUAAAGCUGUUGCCAACUAUGAUUCAGUUGAAGAUGGUGAUAAAGUGGUUGAAACAGCCAUAAAAGCAUUUGGGCGUGUAGACAUCAUAGUUAAUAAUGCUGGUAUAUUGAGAGACAAAUCAUUUGCCAGAAUGACAGAUCAAGAUUGGGAUUUAGUACAGAGAGUCCAUCUACGAGGAACCUAUAAAGUAACGAAAGCUGCAUGGCCUUACUUUACCAGACAAAAAUAUGGUCGUAUUAUAAAUACAGCUUCGUCAGUUGGUCUUUAUGGUAAUUUUGGUCAAGCUAAUUAUAGCACAGCAAAACUUGGAAUAUUAGGCCUCAGUAAUACUUUAGCAUUGGAGGGCAGAAAAAAUAAUAUCCUUGUUAAUACUAUCGCACCUAAUGCAGGAACAAGAAUGACUGCAACCAUAUGGCCACCUGAAAUGGUUGAAGCAUUUAAGCCAGAAUAUGUUGCACCUUUUGUUGGUUUUCUUGCACAUGAAUUAUGUCCUUCAACUGGAAAUGUUUUUGAAGUUAGUGGUGGUUGGGCAGCUCAAGUGCAAUGGCAACGUGCAGGUGGUGUUGGAUUUUCAACAUCUAAACCACUUCUACCAGAAGAUAUUGCAUCAAAAUGGGACGUCAUCACAAACUUUGAUGAUGGGCGUGCAACAAACCCAAAAACAACACAAGAAGCACUUCAGCAAUUCUUUGAAAACUUUGAAAAUGCUAAAGCUUCUGAAGAUAAACAAGAACAAAAACCAUCUAAGGGUAAAAUUGAUGUCGAGGCUGCAAAAAGUCAUAAAUUUGAACCUAAUGUAUUCGAAUAUACAGACAGAGAUGUUAAACUUUAUGCGUUGGGUGUUGGUGCUAAACGUACUGAUUUGAAUUGGGUAUUCGAGGGUGAUGAGAGAUUUGCUGUUUUACCAACAUUUGGUGUUAUUGCUGGAUUAUCUGCUCUACCAUUAGAUAAACUUCCUGAUGUAUUGGGCGAUUUCAAUCUGAUGAAACUUCUUCACGGAGAACAAUAUCUUGAAAUUAAGAAGCCAAUUCCAAUUUCAGGUAGAUUAACUUCAUUGCCUAGAAUUGUGGAUAUACUUGAUAAAGGAAAAGGAGCGACUGUGAUUAUUGGAGUUGAAACAAAGGAUGAAAAUGGAGAAACCGUUUUUGAAAAUGAGGCAACAUUAUUUAUAAGAGGGCUAGGAGGAUUCGGUGGAAAGAAAAAUCGUGAAGCUAAAGGUGCAUCUGUAGAUAGUAAUACACCACCAUCUCGAACACCAGAUAAAAUUUUUAAGGAGAAAACUACAGAAGAACAAGCUGCCUUGUAUCGAUUAAAUGGAGAUUUGAAUCCACUUCAUAUAAGUCCUGACUUUUCACAAAUGGGCGGAUUUGAAACACCAAUUCUUCAUGGAUUGUGUACAUUCGGAUUUUCAGCGAGACAUGUUUUGAAAGAAUUUUGUGACAAUGAUCCUACCAAACUUCGAUCUAUUAAAGCAAGGUUUGCAUCGCCUGUUUUUCCCGGUGAGACCUUGGAAACCCAAAUGUGGAAGACAGGGAAUAAAGUUAUUUUCCAAACACGCGUUGUUGAAAGAGAUGUUAUUGCAAUUACAGCUGCAGCUGUAGAAUUGAAUGAUGGCGGAUUAUCUGAUCAAGCCAAAUCUAAACUCUAA
This is a messenger RNA of Entrophospora sp. SA101, 4674 nucleotides long. Lineage: Eukaryota; Fungi; Glomeromycota; Glomeromycetes; Entrophosporales; Entrophosporaceae. The record is from the annotation of a GenBank genome assembly.